Procambarus clarkii (red swamp crayfish) is the source of this 3516-nucleotide messenger RNA. NCBI's taxonomy places the organism in Eukaryota, Metazoa, Arthropoda, Malacostraca, Decapoda, Cambaridae. The record is from RefSeq and is a predicted model, not a curated record.
AUGGAAGACGAUCCGCCUCCGAUGGUGGAGGGGCAGUGUACAACAUUGGUCCCGUCCGCUGCGGGUGAUGAGCCUGAGGGCGGGGACGUGCCUGUGAUGGAUGACGGUGUCCCUGUAUCUCGUGACAGUGUACCAGAACAACAGAAGGGUCACAACACCACCGUGGUAGUACCAGAACAACAGGAGGGUCACAACACCACCUUGGUAGUACCAGAACAACAGAAGGGUCACAACACCACCUUGGUAGUACCAGAACAACAGAAGGGUCACAACACCACCUUGGUAGUACCAGAACAACAGAAGGGUCACAACACCACCUUGGUAGUACCAGAACAACAGAAGGGUCACAACACCACCUUGGUAGUACCAGAACAACAGAAGGGUCACAACACCACCUUGGUAGUACCAGAACAACAGAAGGGUCACAACACCACCGUGGUAGUACCAGAGCAACAGAAGGGUCACAACACCUUGGUAGUACCAGAACAACAGGAGGGGCACAACACCACCUUGGUAGUACCAGAACAACAGAAGGGUCACAACAACACCUUGGUAGUACCAGAACAACAGGAGGGGCACAACACCACCUUGGUAGUGCCAGAACAACAGAAGGGUCACAACACCACCGUGGUAGUACCAGAACAACAGAAGGGUCACAACACCACCGUGGUAGUACCAGAACAACAGGAGGGUCACAACACCACCUUGGUAGUACCAGAACAACAGAAGGGUCACAACACCACCUUGGUAGUACCAGAACAACAGAAGGGUCACAACACCACCUUGGUAGUACCAGAACAACAGGAGGGGCACAACACCACCUUGGUAGUGCCAGAACAACAGAAGGGUCACAACACCACCUUGGUAGUACCAGAACAACAGGAGGGGCACAACACCACCUUGGUAGUACCAGAACAACAGAAGGGUCACAACAACACCUUGGUAGUACCAGAACAACAGAAGGGUCACAACACCACCGUGGUAGUACCAGAACAACAGAAGGGUCACAACACCACCUUGGUAGUACCAGAACAACAGAAGGGUUACAACACCACCUUGGUAGUACCAGAACAACAGAAGGGUCACAACACCACCGUGGUAAUACCAGAACAACAGAAGGGUCACAACACCACCUUGGUAGUACCAGAACAACAGAAGGGGCACAACACCACCUUGGUAGUACCAGAACAACAGAAGGGUCACAACACCACCUUGGUAGUACCAGAACAACAGAAGGGUUACAACACCACUUUGGUAGUACCAGAACAACAGAAGGGUCACAACACCACCUUGGUAGUACCAGAACAACAGAAGGGUCACAACACCACCGUGGUAGUACCAGAACAACAGAAGGGUCACAACAACACCUUGGUAGUACCAGAACAACAGGAGGGGCACAACACCACCUUGGUAGUGCCAGAACAACAGAAGGGUCACAACACCACCGUGGUAGUACCAGAACAACAGAAGGGUCACAACAACACCUUGGUAGUACCAGAACAACAGGAGGGGCACAACACCACCUUGGUAGUGCCAGAACAACAGAAGGGUCACAACACCACCGUGGUAGUUCCAGAACAACAGAAGGGUCACAACAACACCUUGGUAGUACCAGAACAACAGGAGGGGCACAACACCACCUUGGUAGUACCAGAACAACAGAAGGGUCACAACACCACCGUGGUAGUACCAGAGCAACAGAAGGGUCACAACACCACCUUGGUAGUACCAGAACAACAGAAGGGUCACAACACCACCGUGGUAGUACCAGAACAACAGGGUCACAACACCACCUUGGUAGUACCAGAACAACAGAAGGGGCACAACAACAGCUUGGUAGUACCAGAACAACAGGAGGGUCACAACACCACCGUGGUAGUACCAGAACAACAGGAGGGGCACAACACCACUUUGGUAGUACCAGAACAACAGGAGGGUCACAACAACAGCUUGAACGGAAAACGUAGUUACCACCAACAGGAGCUGUCAUGGGCGGUGAUAGCACCCGUUGUGAGCCAGAUCAACGCGAGCACAGGAAGAACUCUCAAUAACAAAGCACACACAGGGGAAAGCAAAGGUGUUCAGAGCCGUAAAGGCAUCAAAACGCAGCUCAAUGAUGAAGAUGUAAUGUCAUUGUUGUUUAUCCAGCCGUGCUCGGCCAAGUCCCCGCCCGACCACCUCCAGCCGUGCUCGGCCAAGUCCCCGCCCGACCACCUCCAGCCGUGCUCGGCCAAGUCCCCGCCCGACCACCUCCAGCCGUGCUCGGCCAAGUCCCCGCCCGACCACCUCGAGCCGUGCUCGGCCAAGUCCCCGCCCGACCACCUCCAGCCGUGCUCGGCCAAGUCCCCGCCCGACCACCUCGAGCCGUGCUCGGCCAAGUCCCCGCCCGACCACCUCCAGCCGUGCUCGGCCAAGUCCCCGCCCGACCACCUCCAGCCGUGCUCGGCCAAGUCCCCGCCCGACCACCUCCAGCCGUGCUCGGCCAAGUCCCCGCCCGACCACCUCCAGCCGUGCUCGGCCAAGCCUCCGCCCGACCACCUCCAGCCGUGCUCGGCCAAGUCCCCGCCCGACCACCUCCAGCCGUGCUCGGCCAAGUCCCCGCCCGACCACCUCCAGCCGUGCUCGGCCAAGUCCCCGCCCGACCACCUCCAGCCGUGCUCGGCCAAGUCCCCGCCCGACCACCUCCAGCCGUGCUCGGCCAAGUCCCCGCCCGACCACCUCCAGCCGUGCUCGGCCAAGUCCCCGCCCGACCACCUCCAGCCGUGCUCGGCCAAGUCCCCGCCCGACCACCUCCAGCCGUGCUCGGCCAAGCCCCGCCCGACCACCUCCAGCCCCGUGCUCGGCCAAGUCCCCGCCCGACCACCUCCAGCCGUGCUCGGCCAAGCCUCCGCCCGACCACCUCCAGCCGUGCUCGGCCAAGCCUCCGCCCGACCACCUCCAGCCGUGCUCGGCCAAGUUCCCGCCCGACCACCUCCAGCCGUGCUCGGCCAAGUUCCCGCCCGACCACCUCCAGCCGUGCUCGGCCAAGCCCCCGCCCGACCACCUCUAGCCGUGCUCGGCCAAGCCCCCGCCCGACCACCUCCAGCCGUGCUCGGCCAAGUCCCCGCCCGACCACCUCCAGCCGUGCUCGGCCAAGCCCCCGCCCGACCACCUCCAGCCGUGCUCGGCCAAGUCCCCGCCCGACCACCUCCAGCCGUGCUCGGCCAAGCCCCGCCCGACCACCUCCAGCCGUGCUCGGCCAAGUCCCCGCCCGACCACCUCCAGCCGUGCUCGGCCAAGUCCCCGCCCGACCACCUCCAGCCGUGCUCGGCCAAGUCCCCGCCCGACCACCUCCAGCCGUGCUCGGCCAAGUCCCCGCCCGACCACCUCCAGCCGUGCUCGGCCAAGUCCUCGCCCGACCACCUCCAGCCGUGCUCGGCCAAGUCCCCGCCCGACCACCUCCAGCCGUGCUCGGCCAAGUCCCCGCCCGACCACCUCCAGCCGUGCUCGGCCAAGUCCCCGCCCGACCACCUCUAG